AUGGAUUAUUAUUUAUUAAUAUUUGUCCUUUGUGUUGUCUUCAUUUGCUUAUAUUCAUAUUAUAAAUUUUACUUAAACAACAACGACAACACUAAUAACAGCACCAACAAAGAUGACAACUGCAAAUCAAAAAACUAUAAUUCAUAUUCAGUAAAUCAAAAUAAUAAUAAUUGGGCACAACCACAUCAUCACCAAUCACAACCACCAUACUCAACCCAAAAUAAUAAUACUAGGGCACAAUCACAUUUUCACCGAUCACAACCACUUUAUACCACACCAAAUCAAAAUAAUUAUACUUGGGCACAAUCACAUGAUCAAUCACAAUAUUCUACACCAAAUAAUCAAAAUAAUAAUUGGGCAUCACAAUACAAUAAUAAUAUUUCGGCAACACAAUAUGGUCAUACUAGGGCACCAUCACAUAAUCAAUCACAACAUUUUUCACAAAAUAAUAAUUGGGCAUCACAAUAUAACACAAAUUCACAAGAAUCAUUCAGGGUACAACCAAGCAACCAAAAUAAUCCACCAUUUAAAGGACAAUCAUACCCUCAAUACCCAUCCCAUUCAAAAGAGGAAUCUCGUUAUGAUUCCACUGGUGCCCCAUCCAAAUAUCCAACCCACUUUGAUAAGGAAUCACGUUAUUAUUCCUCAGUUGAACCAACAUCAUCAUCAAGAUCAUCAAAGUAUCCAUCUCACAAUGAAAAGGAAUCACGUUAUGAUUUCUCAGGUUCAUCAUCAUCAAAGCCAUCCCAAUACCCAUCCCAUUUUGAAAAAGAAUCUCGUUAUGAUUCCUCAGCUGCCCCAUCUUCAAAGCCAUCAUCAAGAUCAUCGCCAUCCAAAUAUCCAACCCAUUUUGAAAAGGAGUCUCGUUAUGAUUCCACUAGUCUACCAACCUCAGGACCAUCAUCAAAAUCAUCCCAAUACCCAUCCCAUUUUGAAAAAGAAUCCCGUUACGAUUCUUCCGCAGCCACAUCCUCAUCCCAUUCAUCAAGAUCUUCCCAAUACCCAAACCACUUUGAAAAUGAAUCACGUUAUGAUUCAAGAGGUGCACCAAAAUCAUCACCAUCAUCAAUAUAUCCAUCUCACUAUGAAAAGGAAUCUCGUUAUGAUUCCACUGGUGCACAAAACUCAUCAUCAUCAUCAAGAUCUUCCCAGUAUCCAUCCCAUUUUGAAAAAGAAUCUCGUUAUGAUUCUUCUGCUUCCCCAUCCCCAUCCCAUUCAUCAAGAUCAUCCCAGUACCCAUCUCACUUUGAAAAUGAAUCACGUUAUGAUUCCACAGGUGCACCAAACUCAUCAAAUCCAUAUUUUAACAAAAAGGAGUCACGUUUUAAUCAUAAUCUCUAUCAAAUUUUCUCUGGCCAAGUAAAUUUGGUAGAGCAUCAAAUACCAGUAUUAGGUGAAAAAAUAUUUAGACCUUAUCCAGUAAAGUUUGAACCAGCAACAUCACAAAGUAAUAUUAAAAUUUCAAAUGGAAAAACAGUUAUCAAAGUGGUAGUUGAAGGUGGUGGUGAAGGUUGUAUUAACCUCAUAAGUGAUUAUGCUCCACCAAAAAUGCACAUAAUUAAUAAUAGUGGAGAAAUCAUUUGUCAAUUUAGUGGUGGUGAAAUAACCCUCAUGAAUUUAGGAAAUAAAACCGUAACAUGUAGCAUUGAUUAA
Messenger RNA from Dictyostelium purpureum, 1653 nucleotides. RefSeq lists its product as uncharacterized. The transcript is spliced from 4 exons. The coding region runs from base 1 to 1653 and encodes 550 amino acids. The record is from RefSeq and is a predicted model, not a curated record. Lineage: Eukaryota; Evosea; Eumycetozoa; Dictyosteliales; Dictyosteliaceae.